AAUAUAUUUUCUCUAGCUGUUUAGCUCCAGCUCUCACUCGCAAUCUUCACGGUUUUUUUUUUAAAUUUUAAUUUUAAAUUCCGAUAUUUCUCCUUUUCGAAACCCUAAAUUCUCUUCUCAUUGAGCUGAAUUCAAGCUGCUUGGGCCAACAAAAUUUUUUUUUUGGUUUUAAAUUCCCACUUUUAAUCAUCGGAUUUAAGAAAAUAUGGAUCUUCCAAGUCUUGUUGUUGUUCUUCAAGCUGCACUUAAUCCUAAUCCUGCUGAACGCAAAGCUGCUGAGCAAAGCCUGAAUCAGUUUCAGUAUACGCCUCAGCAUUUGGUGAGACUGUUACAGAUCAUCGUUGACAAUAAUUGUGAUAUGGCAGUUCGUCAAGUUGCUUCUAUUCAUUUCAAGAACUUCAUUGCUAAGAAUUGGGCUCCUCUUGAUCCAAAUGAGCAACAAAAAAUUUUGCAAAGUGAUAAAGAUAUGGUUCGCGAUCAUAUUCUUGUAUUUGUUACUCAAGUUCCCCCUUUGUUGAGGGUGCAAUUGGGUGAGUGCCUCAAAACCAUUAUACAUGCUGAUUACCCGGAGCAGUGGCCUCGGCUUCUGGACUGGGUGAAACAUAACCUACAAGAUCAGCAGGUUUAUGGGGCUCUGUUUGUGUUACGCAUUCUUGCUAGAAAAUAUGAGUUCAAGUCCGAGGAGGAGAGAACUCCAGUUCACCGCAUUGUUGAGGAGACAUUUCCUCAUCUUCUCAAUAUAUUCAACAGACUUGUCCAGAUAGACAAACCAGCUCUGGAAGUAGCAGAUCUCAUCAAACUUAUUUGUAAAAUUUUCUGGUCAUCUAUCUAUUUGGAGAUUCCAAAACAAUUACUUGAUCCAAAUUUGUUCAAUGCUUGGAUGAUGCCUUUCUUAAAUGUUUUGGAGAGGCCUGUGCCUCUGGAAGGCCAACCUGUAGAUCCUGAGCUCAGGAAAUCAUGGGGGUGGUGGAAGGUGAAAAAAUGGACAGUUCAUAUUUUAAAUAGGCUAUACACUCGGUUUGGAGAUUUAAAGCUUAGGAAUCCAGAAAACAGGGCUUUUGCCCAAAUGUUUCAAAAGAACUAUGCUGGAAAAAUUUUGGAAUGCCACUUAAAUUUAUUGGGUGUGAUUCGUGUUGGUGGCUAUCUCCCUGACAGAGUUACCAACCUUAUUCUUCAAUAUCUAGGCAGCAGCAUCUCGAAAAAUAGCAUGUAUACUUUGUUGCAGCCACAGAUUGAUGUUCUUCUUUUUGAGAUAGUCUUUCCUCUCAUGUGUUUCAAUGACAAUGAUCAAAAGCUUUGGGAGGAAGAUCCACAUGAGUAUGUAAGGAAGGGAUAUGAUAUAAUUGAAGAUUUAUAUAGUCCAAGGACUGCUUCCAUGGACUUUGUCUGUGAGUUAGUCAGGAAACGUGGAAAAGAGAAUCUUCAGAAGUUUAUUCAAUUCAUUGUGGAAAUUUUUAAGAGGUAUGAUGAAGCACCGGUAGAAUAUAAGCCUUACCGACAGAAGGACGGUGCUCUCCUUGCUGUUGGAGCACUUUGUGAUAAGCUGAAACAAACUGAGCCCUAUAAAUCUGAGUUGGAACAUAUGUUAAUGCAACAUGUUUUCCCAGAGUUCCGCAGUCCUGUUGGUCAUCUUAGAGCCAAGGCUGCUUGGGUAGCAGGACAGUAUGCCCGUAUAAACUUCUCCGACCAGAAUAAUUUCCGCCUAGCAUUGCAUAGCGUUGUUUCUGGAUUGUGUGAUCCAGAACUUCCUGUUCGCGUUGAUUCAGUUUUUGCAUUGAGGUCGUUUGUUGAAGCUUGCAGAGAUUUAAAUGAGAUUCGUCCAAUUCUUCCUCAACUACUUGAUGAGAUUUUUAAACUUAUGAAUGAGGUUGAGAAUGAGGACCUUGUCUUUACUCUGGAGACUAUAGUUGACAAGUUUGGGGAGGAGAUGGCACCAUUUGCUCUUGGAUUGUGUCAGAAUUUGGCUGCUGCAUUUUGGAGGUGUAUGAACACAUCAGAAGCUGAUGAUGAAGCUGAUGAUCCUGGUGCUCUGGCUGCAGUCGGCUGUUUGCGUGCCAUAAGCACAAUACUUGAGUCAGUUAGCAGGCUUCCGCAACUUUUUGUUCAGAUUGAGCCAACUUUGCUUCCAAUCAUGCGAAGAAUGUUGACAACUGAUGGACAAGAGGUUUUUGAAGAAGUCUUGGAGAUUGUCUCGUAUAUGACCUUUUUUUCUCCGACUAUAUCCCUGGAAAUGUGGAGCCUUUGGCCUUUGAUGAUUGAAGCAUUAGCUGAUUGGGCUAUAGACUUCUUUCCAAAUAUUUUGGUUCCUUUGGACAACUAUAUAUCCAGGGGAACUGCACAUUUUCUUACUUGCAAGGAACCAGACUACCAGCAAAGUCUUUGGAAUAUGAUUUCAUCUGUUAUGGCUGAUAAAAAUUUAGAAGACAAUGAUAUUGAACCAGCCCCCAAGUUGAUUGAAGUAGUGUUUCAAAACUGUAGAGGGCAGGUGGAUCAUUGGGUUGAGCCAUAUCUGAGAAUCACACUUGACCGAUUGCGUCGAACGGAGAAAUCCAGGUUAAAAUGUCUUCUUGUACAAGUGAUUGCCAAUUCAGUUUAUUACAACGCAGUAUUGACACUCAGCAUAUUAAAUAAGCUUUGUGUUACGACGGAAGUGUUCAACCUGUGGUUCCAUUUGUUGCAACAAGUUAAAAAGAGUGGUCUACUGGCUAAUUUUAAGCGGGAACAUGAUAAGAAAGUGUGCUGCUUGGGCCUUACAUCACUACUUGCACUUCCCGGUGAACAGUUUCCCGGGGAGGCUCUUGAGCGUGUCUUCAAGGCCACCCUCGAUCUACUAGUUGCAUACAAAGGUCAAAUUACAGUAGCUGCAAAUGAGGAAGAGGUUGAAGAUGAUGAUAUGGAUGGUUUCCAGACUGAUGAUGAAGAUGAUGCUAAUGCUUCCGACAAGGAAAUGGGAGUUGAUGCAGAGGAUGAGGAUGAAGCUGAUAACAUCAGGCUUCAAAAAUUAGCUGCCCAGGCUAAGGCUUUCCAUCCAACUGAUGAUGACGACUCUGACUCUGACGAUGACUUUAGUGACGAUGAAGAGUUACUGUCACCAAUUGAUGAAGUAGACCCUUUUGUUUUCUUUGUUGAUACCGUCAAAGCUUUGCAAGCAUCGGAUCCUAUCAGGUUCCAGAACCUUACACAGACACUGGAUUUCCAUUUUCAAGCUCUUGCAAACAGUGUUGCUCAGCAUGCUGAACAGAGGAGAGCAGAAAUUGAAAAGGAGAAAAUGGAGAAGGCAUCCGCCACAGCCGCUCCUUCUUGAGUUCAGAUUGAAUUUUUGGCUUGCCCUAUGAGGUAUUGAUGAUUUCCAUUCAAUUAUGGUUUUUAAUGAAAAUCAAGAGUUGUUUCUGGUCCAGUCAAAGCAUUCAUAGGUCCAUAUGGUCCUUGAAGGGUAUUGAACCUCAAAAAGGUUUUUGAGGUUCAUCUGUUUGGAGCUUAGCGUGUGUACAGGUUCUCGAUCAUAAGCAAAACACGGGAUUAGGGAACUCAAGAGUUCGCCACGUAGUCAGGGUUGUGAAUUUUGGUCAAGUCUGGUGAGUCUGGCUAUUCUUUUGGCAGAAAAUGCCAAACUCUACCACUGUGUUGUAGUCAGUCGUGUCAUUCAGUCUCACUCUUUUUCUUCCACCGUUUCUUUUUGCUUAUUCACAUGUUUGGUCACUCUAUCAAUUGUUUCCGGAUGGAGGAGUCUGAUCUUUCCUCACUGCCGGUCGGGUUGAAUCAUAGUCUCUUAUGCUGUCUUCCUAUGUUAAUCAGAUAGGCAAUAUAUAUAUAUAUAUAGGUUAUAUAGAGAUUUUGUAUUGAUGAUGAUUUUGAUGAAAUGGUAGUCUUAAAAAAAAAAUUCCAGGUACAGUAGUGAACCAAUAUCAUGGAAUACUAUUUUUUUUUCUUUCUUUUUUGCUUUGGAUUAUGGAGAUUUUGUUUUUGGGUUUCAGAGGGUUCUUAUUAGGUAACUUGGUUGCCUAUUUGUAAUAAUGUAAUAACUAAAAAAAUUAUGAUAGUAUUCUUUUUAUAUAAUGUUGGAUUAAUGAAAAAUAAACUGCGGCUAUUAUUUUUAUUA
Molecule: messenger RNA, 4099 nt
Organism: Gossypium raimondii (Peruvian cotton)
Lineage: Eukaryota; Viridiplantae; Streptophyta; Magnoliopsida; Malvales; Malvaceae
Product: importin beta-like SAD2
Exons: 22
Coding region: 206-3304 (1032 amino acids)
Biological process (GO): protein import into nucleus
Cellular component (GO): nuclear envelope; cytosol
Molecular function (GO): small GTPase binding
Source: RefSeq, a predicted model, not a curated record